Molecule: messenger RNA, 972 nt
Organism: Auanema sp. JU1783
Lineage: Eukaryota; Metazoa; Nematoda; Chromadorea; Rhabditida; Rhabditidae
Source: the annotation of a GenBank genome assembly
AUGGAUGAUAUCUUCUCUGAUAGAACAUCGUGUAAUCGAGAAACCUUAGAAAGGUUGUCCCUCUUAGCUCAAAACGUUGAGUCUUUGGAUCAGAAGUUAUCCGUUCAAAAAAGCUUUUUCCUCGAGAAUCAUCAGGAUAACGAUAUCCUAGAACAAACGGCUUUAGGCAAGAAGUUAGAGAUGUUGAAGCGAACCAUCCUGAAGAAGAACAUGCUGGUACAAAAUCUUCAACAAGAUAUUGAAACAAAUAAUAGAAAUCAGCUCAAGUUGGGUAUGAAAACUGAAAUUCUAGCUGAAAGAGUGGAAGGCUUUAAACAAGAGUUCGCCAAAAGAGAAACUUUACUUAAUGUGUAUAAAGAGUUGCUGACUGUAAGGAAAAGAAGUUUGAUAGCGGAGCUACGAAAGAUUUUUCCAGUGCAGACCAUUCAGCCAUCCAAUAAGGAAUGCGUUUGCUCUCCUUAUUAUACCAUAAGAGGAAUACAUUUCCCUUCCAUUUCUAUGUAUCAAGGUCAUAAGGAGUUCAUCGUUUCUAGUGCCUUAGGGUUAAUUGUACAUUUUUUGAAAACAUUAGGAGACAUCCUAGAUUACAAUUUCCGGAAUCCUGUUCAUCAUAACUCAUCUAACAGUACCAUUUACCAGAGUUCCAUAGAUAAACUUAUUCCUCUCUAUAAGUCUGGUUGGAGAAAUGAUAAAGAACGAUUGGACUCUGCUUUCUCCUUACUAAAUCAAAAUGUUCUUCAACUAGGAAUGGAUACAGGACUGUUCCUGCCAUCGGAGAACAUAGCUGCAUCCAUCUUUGAGUGGACAAAUGCAUUCCUCAAAAAUUCCAAACCUUUCGAUGUUUGCCGACCAAAUAGGAGCAUAUUCAGUCCUGCGUCUUUGAUGAAAGAGGAAGAUUUAGAUUGCGCCGAUAAAACUCCUGGAGAGACACUGCCUGCUUCAACAGAAGCCAGAGGCUACAGAUCUGAAUAA